Molecule: messenger RNA, 6743 nt
Organism: Physella acuta
Lineage: Eukaryota; Metazoa; Mollusca; Gastropoda; Physidae
Product: hemicentin-1
Biological process (GO): cell-cell adhesion
Cellular component (GO): plasma membrane; cell-cell junction
Molecular function (GO): cell adhesion molecule binding
Source: RefSeq, a predicted model, not a curated record
GAUUAGUGACUGUAGUUAUAGAUUUGGUGUGAAUAGAUUAGCGGAUGCUGUGUGUGGGUGUUGUGUAGGCAAUAGAUUUGUGAUUCUGUAUGUAGCUGAUCCUGUGUGAACUAUUGUGGCGUUCUCGUGAACUUUGUGACAGCUUGUUGAGGAAGCGAUCGGUGAUUUCUGACAUUCGAUUCGGAGUUUUUUUUAAAAAGGAUUUAUUUUGGAACGGAUAUCUUUUCAAAGCUGGGAGUUAUUGAAACAAUUCAGGAGUUGUGGUAGCUUGGAAUAAGUGAAUGUUUUGUAUUAACUAGAGUGCCCGUCGUUACAUUACAAUUCAUUUCAUGGACUAGUAACUAGAUCUAGUAGUGCAAAAGACAAUAUUACAUCUAGAUUAGGUCUAGAAUCUAGACUAAGUUUGGAACUUAUUCAACACAACCAAAUUAACAGCGGAGGGAAAAAAUUACUGCCGAUAAGGAUUAGGUGUUGAUGACGCAAUCCUGAGCGGAACCUUUUUAUUUGAAAUCUUUUGCAGUAGGCUCCCUGUAGUAUGGGUUAACGGAUUCAGUUGACACAGAAAUAACAAAUAUGACUGACGAGCCUUCCAUAUCUUCACCAAAACUUGUUUGCCUCUGUUUGGUUUCAUCUGUAGAUACUUUGUGAACAUAAUUUACAACAUUCGAACUAGUUUGGAUUACCCCAUUAGAAGUUGGAUUCAUUUAUAGGAUUAUACAUGUUGGAUCAUGGGAUAUAUGUCGUCGUUAUGGCAAGCCGUUGGGGUACUUGUUCUAAUAUCAGCGGUCAGUGGGCAGGCGGUCGAGUGGAUAGGGCGGCCGCAGGGUGCCGUGGUCAAGCUGGGGGACAACGUGACCUUCGUCUGCCGACUCAACACAGAUGACCCCAACCUCAUAUGGAGCAAGGACGACUCAAAUACCUCGAUACUGUUUGUGAAAGAUAACAGAUUUGAUGCACCACCUAGAUAUUCCAUCAUCAACAAAUAUGACCUAGUCAUCACCAAUGUACAGAAAGCAGACAAUGGAUACUUCGCCUGUAGGACAAAAGACGCAGGGAUUCAGAAGGCCUCUCUCACUGUUUUAUUGCCACCUGGCCCACCUGUUAUCACCAGAAGUGACACAAGUUCUGUUUACAAUGAGGGGACUGUACUCAACCUUACCUGUUCUUCAUCUGGGGGUAACCCUGACCCCAGGAUCACAUGGUUAAAGAAUGGCAACAUCACAGCAGAGAAUUCUGAUUACAAAGCGUCCACUGUGAUAGGUGGAACAUCUAGUCUGACCAUCAGCGUUAGACUGGACAAAAGUGACCACCAGGCCAACUAUUCCUGUCUAGUCUACAACGAUGUCAACGUUAUGACCAAACUGAUAGACUCGGUGGUCAUGAGUGUCCGAUAUUCCCCAUCCAUUGGAUUCCAGCCCUAUUCCCCCACCUACAGUGUAAAGCUUGGCAAGAAGAUUGAAAUAUAUUGUGAUGUAGAUGCCAACCCAGUGGUGACCUCUGUGUCUUGGUCAAAAGAUGGCAUCAGUUUAUAUGGAAAUAACCCAAGACGAAUAAUUUCUCAAGUCAGCAAAGCAGAUAAUGGGACAUACACCUGCUUUGCUAAAAAUAACAUUGGAGAAAAUUCAGGAUCACUAGAGUUAAAUAUUCAGUAUCCUCCAAUCUUUAACAUUAGUUCCACGCAGACAGUCGACGAAGGACAAGUAAUAGCAGUGAAAUGCAGCAUGGACGCUAACCCAAAACCUUACGAAGUUACGUGGAUGAAAAUACUUCCUGAUGGAACCGCCCAGACUCGAUCAACUUCAGACAUGCUGCGAAUAGACUCCGCCAGCCCCGGGGAUGCUGGGAACUACUCCUGCAGGACCCAGAGUCAGCUGCGGAUCUCCGGGGAGAGUGUUGAGUUUGUCACUGCGGAGACCUUCACCUAUGUUUAUGUUCAGUAUAAACCAGGUGCUGCUAGUAUUGGGACAGUCCCAGAUACGGAUGUGGGAGAGAGGCUGGAUAUCACCUGCACAGCCACACCUACAGGUUACCCGGAGCCAACAUACACUUGGACUAAAGAUGGAAUGACCUUGAACCAAAAUAGACAAACCUUGACCAUUGUGUCUGCCCAGCUGUCUGACAAUGGCCGCUACACCUGUACCCCGACUAAUGUUAGAGGCAGUGGGCGCUCCGCCACUGUCAGUGUCAAUAUAUAUGAGCGACCUGUUAUAACUAAACUACCCAACAAGGAAGUAAAAAUAGGCAUCAACGAGCCCAAUUUGGUGUCGCUGCUGUGUGAGGCGAGGGGGUACCCACAGCCCAGGUUGCUGUGGUACAGGAACGGGCAGUUCCCCGCCCUCAACUCCCAGCCUGAAUUGUUUACUGUGAUAACCACAGCUAAACCCACCUCUGGGCCCAGCAUGGCCGUGGAGAGUGUCCUCCAGUUUAAAGGCUUGGCCAGGACAAUUUCCACAUCAACAGGCCAAAGAACUGUUCUUCAGGUGAAAGAUAUGGCCAACUACACCUGCAGGGCUGAAUCUGACAAACACAGUGAGACACCUGAAACUCUGACCCAGCUGUUUAUCAACUUCCCACCAGUUCUGGAACCCAUGCCAACAAUCCUGGCAGUCUCCAGACAAGACUCUGCUGAAUUUACUUGCAAGACUCAGGCCUACCCUGAGCCUUCAGUUCUGUGGAUGUUUCAAGGGAGACAACUAGUACCAAAUGAUCCAGGCAUUGGCAUCAAGGAACUGUCAAGUGGGCUGGGAAGAAUGGAAAGUAAACUAACAGUGAUGAACGUUACAGACAGAUCUUAUGGCGCCUACAGGUGUUUGGUCAGGAACAAUCUGGGGAAUAUUUCGCAAGAAAUUAUAUUGGCUAAGAAAUCUCCACCUGAACAACCCUCCAACCUCACCAACCUCAACACCACCUGGGACUCCGCCAUGUUAGUCUGGCAACCAGGUUUUGAUGGGGGGUACGACCAAAAGUUUUUCAUUCAGAAAUCAGGUGGGGGAGAGGAACCAAAGAAGAUUGAGGUGACCCCAAGUUCAUCAAGGUCGUUUAAUAUUACUAAACUUCGUCCUUCUAGUACUUAUACAUUCCAAGUUGUGGCUUCCAAUGAACUAGGCAUUGGACCUUCUUCAUUGCCAAUAACUGUUACAACUAAUUAUUUACAAAUACCAAGUCUUCCUAAAAUUCCAGUUUUUGUUGCCCGGCAACGGAAGUUGUCUGUCAUUUCUCCCUAUGGCAACGAGUAUUGUCUCCGGGUGGAUGUGAAGAGUGAAAAACUAGAUUGGAGCUCAAUUAAUGGCUGCAUGAAGGUGAUGGGUGAGAAUUUGGAGAUAGCACAGAGUGGUGUACAAGCUAUCAAUGUUUCUGUUUGCUUGAGUCAAAGAACGGAUGUUUGUGGAGUACCAGUUUCUGCUGAUAUAAAUUCAAGUGGCAGUGAGACUCAGUUAACUGAAGAACAUGUGAUAAUUAUAGCCUGCGUCUGCGGGGUCAUUAUUGUUUCUCUUCUCAUUGUCUUGUUCUGUUUUAUCUUCAGGCGCAGAAGAAACGCAGCCAAAACAUACCAAGGGGGAAAUCAAGGGGAGCCCCCACCAUACAAUGCAGUGCCACCCAACAAGAAGCCCCACGUUUAUGAUAACCAAGGUAUGGACACAACUGAUCUGCAGUUGACGGAACAGAGUGUUGAGCCUUCAGCACCUCCCUCUCCUCCAGUGCAUGCAAUACCCAACAGUUUUACUAACAAUAGUUAUGGACCCUUGGAUCUGCCGGCCAACACCUACAGAGACUAUUUACCUGCGGACCGCAGCUACUCCCCCACCCCCUCCAGGGAAGUGGUCAUACAUGCUCGUCCAUUCACUGCCUCGUCACUUGACAAAAGGCUGUAUGAAAAUAAACUAAAUCAUUGGACUGACAAUAAUAAAAUGGAUGGCUACCAACAGAAUAGAGAUGGUCAAGGGAGCAUACCCAGAAGCCCAACAAAAGAUAAAUAUAUAGACCUUCAAGACAGGGGUGGCGGCGGUGACCCUAUGAUGGGAGGGCCAGAUGGCGGCUACAAUCACGAUCCCAUGUCAGGAGUGGGCAACAAGCCUAAAAAGGUUAUAUAUGAAGUGGUUGUCUGAUUGUUGUCUAGAGCUCCUGUCAACACUGUCGUUGUUCUCUUCCAGUGUACAAUGUGAGAUUCACUGGUGUCGUUGAUAACUCAGCCAGCUUGUCACAAACAAUAGCGUGGAGAAAAAAAAAUUGCAGCUUUGUCUGAUAGACCAGAUUUUUCUCAAAUCUUUAACUACAAUAAUGGCCAGUUUGGAGUGGAAAUUUUUUUUAAGUAAAAAAAAAACUACCUAACGAUGCUUUGCUUUCAGUUUUUUUCUGAAAUCAAUGUAUUUUUUUUUUGUGAAUAUUAAUUCUAAACUGUUCUUUAUAUGUAUAUGUAAAUAAUUUUUAUAAUUAUAGUUCUGGAGGCUUUUUAAUUGAAAGUUAAAUAUACUUGACCUAUGCAUGUGUUUAGCAUUAGUGUUCAUAAUUGUGUAUAAAGUUUUAUAUAUUUGUAUUUUUGGACCAAUAUUGUUCAACCUAGAAUAUAUGUUGAAUCUCAGUACCACAAUCUGGCCUAAAUUUUUAGGGAUAAUUUAAGAGCUAGGAAUAAAAAUAUGUUGUAUUAGCAAUUAGACCUUGAGAAAUAUAUCUGGGUGGAUUAUUUACUUAAUGAACCACUGGUUCAAAUUGUUAACUUUAUUUGUACUACUUGAGCUGUUUAUUUAGACUCAAUUAUAUCCAAGAUAGUAGUCUUUCAAGCCGAAAGAAUGAUUAUAUAUUAUAAUGGCAAUAAAGUUUAAAUAUUUUGAACCCUGUUUGACACAAGUGAAUAAGCCACCCUAAUAGCUUUAGUGACUAAAUCUAUGUAUGUAAUCUAUCUCUGUUGGCACCUGCACAUUUCUGCCUACAACAAACUGCUGCUAUUGUUCUAUAUUUUAUUUUUGUAAGUUAAGACAUUCAUGUAUUUUCUUCUUUAAAAAAAGCAAUUGUUUCAAUGUUGCCCAUCUUAUUUUAACAUGGACAAUUUUUACAGUUUUUCUUUUUUUAAAAUCUGGCAUGCCUUAACACUGGUUCGCUCAUCCAUGACCAGUUAUAUUUACACCAGACAUGCAUGACCGUCCGCAAUCUAGCUCUGAUAAAACCAGCUCUGCUUAAUGAGCUGUCGUAAAAAUAUUUUUUCAAAAGUUCAUUACAAAAAAUGUGGGGUCACUAACAGAUGUGGAAGUAUGGUUAAUACCAAUGUCUGACAAUAGACUCCUCCAGAAGUUUGAGGUUGUUCAUAGUAUUGUAAUCUCAGGUUUAGGGUUGGGUUAAAAAAAAUUAGGGUUAGGGCUUUUGUUGGAUUUGGGUUCGGAAUAAUGUUUGCUUUGACAUCUGGAAGCAAUAUUUUAAUUGAGUUCACUACCAGUAAUAUAACACCACUUUUUUUAAAAGAUCCCAUAUUGUGGCUUUAUCAGGCACUGGUAUAUUACAUACACCCACAUGUGCAUUAGUUUUUAAGUUUUUUUAUAAUGUCAAGGCUACAAGCCAUCAUGGUAAUAGGUGUGCACAACUAUGCAGGUUACUUUUAUUUUAAAAAAAAAGAUAAUUCUAUAAUUGCCUUAACAUGACAUGAUUCAAGGAUGGAUGAGUAUUGUUAGCGUUAGCAAUAUUUAACUACAUGACUGAGCUGCUGGAAGUUAUUAAAUGUACAAUCCUUGAACAUUGGAAUGAUCUGAAAAGUUUGAACAUUGGAAUGGCAGAAAAGUUAAAAUAGUGGAUGUUUGAAUUAUCUGAAAAGUUGAAAUAGUGGAUGUUUGAAUUAUCUGAAAAGUUGAAAUAGUGGAUGUUUGAAUUAUCUGAAAAGUUGAAAUAGUAGAUGUUUGAAUUAUCUGAAAAGUUGAAAUAGUGGAUGUUAUGAAUGCUCUGGGAAGUGUCAGUUUAAAAUUUUGAUUAAAUGAUUUUUUGUCAGUGUCCAAUGUUUUUUGCAAACAUUAUAUGCAUUGUUUUUUUUUUAUAAUGUGAGUCUCCAAUGUCAGGUUUAUGUUUUAGACCGAUUGAUUUUAGAUUUUUUAGGGUAAAUUUACUUAAAGAUAAUAUUUUUGUGCAUUAAUUAAAAUUUUGAAAAGUAAAAACAACUGACAAAUUAGAUGUGUAAAUAGUUUGAAGCUGUGAACAAGCAACUUGUGUGUUUAUUUGAACACCAAUUCUGAAUGAAAGAAAAAAGAUGUGUAUAUAUCUGUGUAAAUAACCAUUGUCAUUUCUCUCAUGUACUAUGGAUGUGAUGAAAACAGGCUGCUGACAUAGAAGUGUUGACUGGUUUUUGUAUCCUAGAAAUUCUAUAACUUUAUACAGAUUCUUACUUUAAAGUUACGAGAAAAAAAAAUAUAAAUAUACUAUCAGAUUAUCUGUUUUUGCUAUGGUUCUUUAAGAGCUAAACAGAUUUUUAAUAGUAUUACGUAGAUCUUAUUGUAAAAGUAUAUAGAAAAGCUGGUGGAAUUUAUACCUUAGGUAACUUUUGAAAUGAGGAUAAUUUUGUAAGUCAACAUUUCACUUGAAUCACUGCCUUGUGUUGACAGUAUUAUAAUCAUUGUUGAUCUGAUGGUUAGUGUUCUGGUAAUUUGUUUUUUGGUUCAUUCUUAACAAUUUUUUAAAACUUUUGUUUGAUUGAAUGGAAACAUUUUUUUUUUCAUUGAUUGAUACAUGCAAAUCUGACUAAAAUAAAUAACAAUAUUUUUUUCAUA